AUGUUGCUCUCUGCAGGCGCACGUCCCAAACGCAAGUCUAAGAAGGUGUUAGAUCCAGACUUUCAGUGUGAAUUGCCUUUGAGUGCGUUUCUUCACGACGAUAUCAAUAUCAAGGAGCAAAGUAAUCCUGCGACGUACGAUCAGUCUACCAAACAGUCAACUCUGUCAUCUAAACCCAAGUGUGCUGCAGCACUUUCAGCUUCCUCAUCGCCCAUCACUAUCGACGAUACUGCCUCGUCUGCUCUCUCUUUUGAUCAGCAGCUUCAGCUGGUCCAACUCAAGAAGGAUAAGCUUGAAUUGGAAUUGAAAGUACUCUCUAUAAGCUGCCAGGAACCCCCUCCCGAUAACACGCUUGCAGAUCGCUCUCUUCAAGAUGCUGCGGAAACCACCAAGCCUCAAUGCAAUAAGCCUAACAUCGAUUGGCCACAGGAUUUUGUUCCUUCUAUUCAAGGUGAAUAUGAUAAAAUAGAACUGCCUGAAUUCAUUUCGGUUUUUUUGAUCAUGAUAAAAUCCUAUGAUACGGCAUCAAAAGAUGCAAUGCUAGCUCAUCUCGAGUUACUCACAAUCAAAGCAAUUAGCUACUCGUGGGUUGGCGUUCGUGCUUUUCACAAAUUUAUCACGAAACAGGUCAAGCAGCAUCGUUUUUGGAUUGGAAAGAUUUUAAGUCUAUUCAGGAUCAGGCCACCACUUUUUUCCGCCAUUCAGAUUUACGUACUUCGCACCAAUGCACAGCCGAGGACGCUUGGCUAUCUUCUAACACUGCCUCCACUGGCAAUUAUUCACAAGCGGUUAAACCCUCUGUUACCAAGGCUUGUCGAGCUUGGAAUUAUACCAGCGUUUGCGACUGUGAUCAGCAAGUAG
Porites lobata is the source of this 861-nucleotide messenger RNA. The record is from the annotation of a GenBank genome assembly. NCBI's taxonomy places the organism in Eukaryota, Metazoa, Cnidaria, Anthozoa, Scleractinia, Poritidae.